CUUUCUUUAUUUAUCUUUCUAUGCCACCAAUGAAUACAAAUUUUGAAAUAACAAAGAUGCAUUCGUAUCAUUCGACAUGUGCACAUGGAACAAAUAACCCCACUUUUUAUAUUCACAUUCAUGUUCACUCGCCUGUCGCUCACACACUACACUAUCUGACAAAUGGCCGAAGGUGACCUUGAAGAGUUACUACAGUCCG
This is a messenger RNA of Lobosporangium transversale, 199 nucleotides long. RefSeq lists its product as hypothetical. Lineage: Eukaryota; Fungi; Mortierellomycota; Mortierellomycetes; Mortierellales; Mortierellaceae. The coding region runs from base 21 to 176 and encodes 51 amino acids. The transcript has 2 exons. The record is from RefSeq and is a predicted model, not a curated record.